Euleptes europaea (tarantolino) is the source of this 966-nucleotide messenger RNA. It is a transcript of the gene SF3A2, whose product is annotated as splicing factor 3a subunit 2. Gene Ontology annotation, molecular function: zinc ion binding; nucleic acid binding. NCBI's taxonomy places the organism in Eukaryota, Metazoa, Chordata, Lepidosauria, Squamata, Sphaerodactylidae. The coding region runs from base 16 to 966 and encodes 316 amino acids. Gene Ontology annotation, cellular component: U2-type prespliceosome; U2 snRNP; nucleus. The transcript is spliced from 8 exons. Gene Ontology annotation, biological process: spliceosomal complex assembly. The record is from RefSeq and is a predicted model, not a curated record.
ACAAAAGCAUCAGCCAUGGAUUUUCAACACCGUCCGGGAGGUAAAACGGGAAGCGGAGGCGUUGCCUCGGCAUCAGAGAGCAACCGAGACCGCAGAGAGAGGCUAAGGCAGCUGGCGUUGGAAACGAUCGAUAUCAACAAGGAUCCCUAUUUUAUGAAAAAUCACUUGGGCUCUUACGAAUGCAAGCUUUGCCUGACCCUGCACAACAACGAGGGAAGCUACUUGGCACAUACCCAGGGGAAAAAGCACCAAACCAAUUUAGCUCGGAGAGCUGCCAAGGAAGCCAAAGAAGCCCCGGCCCAGCCUGCUCCCGAGAAAGUGAAAGUCGAAGUGAAGAAGUUUGUGAAAAUCGGCCGGCCGGGUUACAAAGUGACCAAACAGAGGGAUCCAGAGACAUGCCAGCAGAGUCUUCUCUUCCAGAUCGACUAUCCAGAGAUUGCCGAGAGCAUUAUGCCCAGGCAUCGCUUCAUGUCGGCGUACGAGCAGAGGAUCGAGCCCCCGGACCGGCGCUGGCAAUACCUCCUGAUGGCGGCCGAGCCCUACGAGACCAUCGCUUUCAAGGUACCCAGCAGAGAGAUCGACAAAGCCGAAAGCAAGUUCUGGACUCACUGGAACCGAGAAACAAAACAGUUCUUCCUUCAGUUCCACUUCAAGAUGGAGAAACCCCCCACUCCCCAGACCAUCCCCGCCGGUCCCGCCACCGUGAAGAGGCCCCCGCCACCCCCCCUCAUGAACGGCCUGCCCCCCAGACCCCCGCUGCCAGACUCCAUCCCACCCCCACCCCCUGGGGGGAUGGCUAUGCCCCCCAUGCCGCCCCCCACUGGGCCUGUGCCCUUACCCCCGGGGCCACCUCAGCUUCCGCCGGCUCCUGGCGUCCCUCCUCCCGCUCCGAUGCCCCCGAUGCUCAGACCCCCUCUUCCCACGGACGGGCCCGGAAGCAUCCCGCCACCUCCACCGACCAACUGA